AUGGUCUCCUUUCCGCGACGAUUCCUCCGCCGUCAGCGGCACGAGGAUCGCCAGACCACUCCGCUGGUGGUUUUAAACCGCCAGCUUCCCAUGCUGCAUCUGCAGGACACGGCGCGGAACAAUUGCAUCGCCACGCUGGGCGAGUUCGUUGGCACGUUCCUCUUCCUGUUCUUUGCGUUUGCGGGCACCCAGGUCGCCAAUACGCCGAAGCCCGUGGAAGGCGCAUACCCGAAUACCUCGAAUCUGCUGUAUUCGUCGUUGUCGUUUGGGUUUUCGUUGAUGGUGAACGUGUGGGCUUUCUAUCGCGUCACGGGGGGAUUGUUUAACCCAGCUGUCACUCUCGCGCUGUGCCUGGUCGGAGGCAUGUCGCCUCUCCGAGGCGGACUGGUCUUCGUAGCGCAGCUCGUGGCCGGGAUCGCGUCUGCGGGCGUUGUCAGCGCCCUAUUUCCGGGCGAUUUGAACGUCGGGACGCGGUUAGGCGGCGGGGCUUCGAUCUCGCAGGGCCUGUUCAUCGAGAUGUUUCUGACCGCGCAGCUAGUGCUGGUCGUGAUCAUGCUGGCCGUGGUGAAGCACAAAGCGACCUUCUUGGCGCCCGUGUGUAUUGGGCUGGUCUUCUUCGUGACGGAGAUGAUUGGCGACUACUACACCGGCGGCUCCCUGAACCCUGCCCGCUCGCUCGGCCCGGACGUCAUCAACCGCAGCUUCCCAGGCUAUCACUGGAUCUAUUGGAUCGGGCCGCUGCUGGGCUCGCUACUGGCCUGUGGGUUCUAUACCAUGAUCUCGAAGUUCUCAUAUCAUACCGUCAACCCGGGUCAGGAUUUCAACGAGUGGGAGGCAAAGCUGGGUCCUGGGUCGUGGGACAACGCUAUCCACCGUUUGUCAUUGUCGGAUACUACCACGCUAGACCAUCCGCAGUCGCCGCGUGCUGGAGGCCAUCGAGCCAGUCAUCUCAGUCACGCGGAUAAUUACGGAGUCUCAAGUACGGAUAUUGAAGACUCCGUGCUGGGACGUGUGGAGGACCUGAAAUUUGCGAAGACGGCCAAGUGGAGGGAUCGGCGUGGUGGUGGAGAUGAGCUGGACCAAUCAGUGAAUCUGGAUAGCUGGAUUGGGAUCGAAAUCUGGCCAUUUUCCCAGGGAAUUGGAUCGAAGUCUGGAUCGUGUGGAGGAGAGGAGUCCGGAGGGAUCGUUCGGAGUGGUUUGUGUCGGGAUCGAACGACUGGUGGGAUAGCCAGAUGCUGA
Messenger RNA from Aspergillus affinis, 1239 nucleotides. RefSeq names its product aquaporin. Lineage: Eukaryota; Fungi; Ascomycota; Eurotiomycetes; Eurotiales; Aspergillaceae. Gene Ontology annotation, molecular function: water channel activity. Gene Ontology annotation, biological process: transmembrane transport. The transcript has 4 exons. Bases 1 to 1239 code for a protein of 412 amino acids. The record is from RefSeq and is a predicted model, not a curated record. Gene Ontology annotation, cellular component: plasma membrane.